Molecule: messenger RNA, 1400 nt
Organism: Melanaphis sacchari
Lineage: Eukaryota; Metazoa; Arthropoda; Insecta; Hemiptera; Aphididae
Exons: 3
Coding region: 7-1398 (463 amino acids)
Source: RefSeq, a predicted model, not a curated record
GUAAAAAUGAAUCAAUUAAAAUUCGUUAAUUCAAAUCGUGGAAAAGCUGCAGCCAUUUUCCAAAAGUAUUUUUAUACAGAAAGGAAAAUUCUGAAAAAUGGUGAGAUUAUAUUUAUGUGUCCAAAAAAAGAUUGCUAUGCCUCAAUAAAAAUUGAUGAACACCGAAGUACGGUGUUAGAAAUACGCGGAGAACACACACGCCAUCUCCAAUUGACGGAUUCGGAGAUAGAAAAACACGAAAUUAAAAACACCGUAAAGAGGAAAGCUACUGAAGAAAUAUCAACAAGACCUAACAAAAUUAUACGGAAAGCAAUAUCCGAAGCAGAUCAUGUGACGCUUAAUGAUAUUUCCAACUACAGACAACAUAUAUAUAGAAAACGAAGGAAGGUUUUACCAGUAUUGCCGAAAUCAUAUGAUGAAGCUAUUUCGCAAUUAAUUUCUCAGGAAACUAUUUUAACUUUUAAAAAAGAACAAUUUCUUUAUAUCAAUGAUAAUAAAGUUGUAUCUUUAACUUGUAAAACCAAUUUAAAAACUUUAUGUGACAAUUCAGAACUCAUUCUAGCAGACGGAACCUUCAGAUAUUGUCCAAGAUAUUUUUAUCAACUGUACACGAUCCAUAUUUAUAAAAACGGGCUAUACUUACCCUUAGCUUAUUAUUUUUUAACCGGAAAAACAACAAACGAUUAUAUUGAAAUGUGGCAAUCUUUAAUCAAUUUAUGUAAUUCGAAUAACUUAGUAUUCGAACCAAAAUCCAUCAGAGUGGAUUUCGAAAAGAGUGCACAUUUAGCAAUUCAGCACUGUUUUCCACUAUGUGAUAUAUAUGGUUGCCGAUUCCAUCUAGGACAGGCUUGGUAUAGAAAGCUUAAUCAAGAUUUCCCAGCUCUAAGAAAUGAAUAUAAAGCUAAUACUGAAGUCGGAAAAUGGAUUAAAUAUUUCUUUGGUCUAUCUUUUAUUUCCCCUGAAGAAGUUUCUGAUCAGUUUUGUGAGUUGAUCGAAAUCGCUCCAAAUAGUGACGUAUUACAUUUUAGUGAUUACAUAUAUGACAAUUAUAUUCAAGAAAAUUGUUUAUUUCCACCAGAGAUGUGGGCAGAAAUUCCAUCAACUUUACCUAAAACUACCAAUGGACCUGAGGCAUUUCAUUCGCAUUAUAAUGCACAAUUUUACAGUACUCAUCCUUCAAUUUGGAAAGUAAUAGAAACGUUGAAGGAAAUACAGACAGAGACGUAUGUUAAAAUUAAAGAUAUUUCUGGUGGUAUCAAUCAUUUACAACGGGCUCCUGAACGUCAAAAACUUGAAUAUAUUCAAAAACAUUGGCUUAAGUAUACUACCGGUGAAAUAAGCAGGUUUCAUUUUGUAAGAAUAAUGGGACAUUACAAUAUACCAAGUAUUUAUUUAUAAUA